Molecule: messenger RNA, 2067 nt
Organism: Papaver somniferum (opium poppy)
Lineage: Eukaryota; Viridiplantae; Streptophyta; Magnoliopsida; Ranunculales; Papaveraceae
Exons: 4
Coding region: 1-2067 (688 amino acids)
Molecular function (GO): nucleic acid binding; RNA-DNA hybrid ribonuclease activity
Source: RefSeq, a predicted model, not a curated record
AUGGCUACCAGGCUUGGUACUGUUUUAAAUAAGUUGAUCUCUGAAGAGAAAGUGGUGUUUAUGAAGGGUAGAAACAUUCAUGAGAAUAUAACUUUGGCAUCUGAAUUGAUCAAUGAGAUCAAUACGGAAAGGAAGCAUGGAAAUGUUGGCCUCAAACUGGAUAUUUCCCAGGAUUUUGAUACGGUUAGUUGGGAUUUCAUAGCUGAAGUUUUUCGUCAAUAUGGCUUUUCUGAUUCUUGGUGCAAGUGGUUUCUUAAUAUCCUUAGCUCAGCUCGGAUUUCUGUCAUGAUUAAUGGAUGCCCUGAAGGUUAUUUCAGUAUUAUUAGAGGUCUGCGUCAAGGUGAUCCUCUCUCACCUUUGAUCUUUGUUCUUAUUGAAGAUGUUUUAAGUCGCAAUCUUUCCAAGUUGUUUCCAAAUAAUAGUAAGAAUGUUAUGGUUAGUAAGAAAGGUGUGGCGCCUACUCACUUACUUUUUGCGGAUGAUAUCCUUAUUUUCUGCAAAGGUAAUCUUCAUAGUUUGCAAAAUUUUACGAAUAUGCUUGUUUUGUAUGAACGUGCCUCUGGUCAGUGCGUAAACUAUGCAAAGAUCAAUUUUUAUUUUGAAGGUGAUAGAAUUUAUCGUGCUAUUGCCAUUUCUAACUAUUUGGGUAUGGGGAGAGCUAUGUUUCCGGAUAAAUACUUAGGUAUUCAAUUGAAACCUGGAAUUGUUCAGCAUAUUCACGUUUUCCAAGUGGUUGAGAAGAUUAUGGACAAUGGCCAUGCACGGUUAUUAAGCAAGUUGAGAGGGCCAUUAGAAAUUUUCUUUGGUCCGGAGAUGCUGAAAAAACGUAAAUAUUUUACGGUUCUAUAUGAUGAUCUAUGCCUCUCAAAGCGUGAAGGUGGUCUUGGCAUUAAGAAGUUAAAUGAUGUUAAUAGGGCUAUGCUCAUGAAGAUUUGGAUUUCUAUUCGGGAUUCAAACAAGAUCUGGGCCAGAUUAUUAAGGGCCAAAUACUUUAAGAUCAAUGGUAAUCUGAUAAAUUACAAGCUGGGUUUUUCGGUUUUUCCUGGUAUUCGCUUGGUCUACAACUUUGUGCAGAAGCAUACACGCUCAAUUAUAGGCCCUAAUGAUUUUAAGGCUAAAGUUAGUGAUAUCAUUUUUGAUGGUGCUUGGGUUAUUCCUCAAAAAACAAGAGAGUUGAUGAUUCGUUGUAAUAUUGAUGUGGAAAACUUGUCGGUUAUUGCUGGUGAUGAGGAUUAUAAAAUUUGGGAUUUAGUUAGCAAAGGCGUUUUCUCAGUUAAGUCGGCUAAGGACGCUCUUAAGUUGCCGACAGAAGUUGUGCCUUGUGCAAAUAUGUUUUCUAGACAGGUUGUGCACCCUACCUUGAGUGUGCAAUACUGGAAGAUUUGGACCAAGCAAUGUUGUGUUAGUGAAGACAAUAUUAUUAAGAAGACUGGUAGGAGCAUGCCUACUAUGUGUCUCUUAUGCAGGAAAAGUUGCGAAACUCUUAGCCACAUCACUUGGCAUUGCAGAGUUGCUAGGAGGAUUUGGGCUUGGGUGGCUGGAGUUUUCAAGCUGGAUCGAAAUGAAGACUUGGUGGACUCGUAUAAGGCUGCUAAGGGUCGUAGUAGAAUGAUAAAGGACCUGUGGUUGGUUGCAAAUCUUGCAAUUGUCACGGAGUUAUGGAAGUUACGUAACAAGUCUUAUUUUGAGAAUAUGGCUUUUCAAUGGCUGGGCUUUAAAGGGAGAGUUUAUCAGGAGUUACGCAUUCUGAAUUAUUUCAAAGUGCGGCAUAGAUCAUGCAAAACGUCUUCUCCAAUUGAUAUUAUUUGGACUCCUCCUAAUCAAGAUGAAAUCAUGAUUUGUUGUGAUGGUGCUUCUUUCGGAAACCUGGGCCAAGCUGGUUCAGGUGUGGUUUUCCGGAAUGCAAAUUCGGAGGUGCUUGGUGUUCUCUGUGUUGUCCUUGGUUGGCAAACAAAUUUCUAUGCGGAAGUAUGUGCGAUUAUUUAUGGUGCGAUUAUGGCUAAGAGAUGGAAUCUGCGGAAUAUUUGCAUUCGUUCUGAUUCGAAGAGUUGCAUUCAAGCUUUUUAA